CAUUAUUAGACUUUAAAAGUCGUUAGAAAAAGAAUACAGUACAAAUAAAAAUAUAAACUCAUAUAACUGACUGUUAUAGCAAGUUCCACUGGAAUGUAUGGUUUUUCACUUGUGGAAUUUGAGUUAUCAUGAGUAAGAAAGAGAGCGAGAGAGCAAGAGAGAGAGAGAGAGAGAGAGAGAGAGAGAGAGAGAGAGAGAGACGCCAUAAGACACCAUAGAAUACACUUUUCACUUGUGCAUGUGUGAUGAGAUGUCCAGCUCCUCUCUGGAAGCCCAUAACCUGAGGUGAGAUAGAUAAAGGAGCCCAGAGUCCAGGCACUGACUACAGACUGGUCAUCAGCACAAAGGCGACAUGGCAGUGUCAAAUGAUGCCUCUGCAGUGUCAUCCAUGGAUUUCAAGAAAUGCAGAAAGUUCCAUGUCUUUUUGGUUCUCGUCCUGGUCUUUGUCAUCAGUUACAGCGUCUCAUACAAGUGGUCGAUCAGUGGAAGAUGGCGGGAGACAGUACGCAGGAAGGUCAACAUUCUGAUCUGGCACUGGCCCUUUGGAAACAUCUCCACAUUGCAGAGGGACGAGUGCUGGGACAGUUACCAUGUCCCUGGCUGCAACCUUGUGGACAACCGUAGUCUCUUCCCUCAGGCUGACGUGGUGAUCUACCACAACCGUGAACUGCAAAAUGGCGUUUCCAAGCUGCCCCUUGACCUUCCUCGCCUGCCAGCACAAAAGUGGGUGUGGCUUUCCCUGGAGUCUCCAGCCCAUAAUGGGGACCUGAGACGUUAUGGAGGCCUGUUCAACUGGACCAUGACAUACAGGAAUGAUGCUGACAUCUCCGUACCCUAUGGGGAGCUGGUUCCCAGAACAACCAAAGGUAAUUAUACUAUCCCUGCUAAGAAAACCCUGGUCUGCUGGGUGGUCAGCAACUACCAGUCAAGUCACAAAAGAUCUACAGUAUACAUGAGUCUGAAGAGCCUGAUCCCUGUGGAGGUUUAUGGACGAUGGGCUAAUAAGCCACUAAAUGACGACCAGGUGUUACCUACUAUUUCUCAGUGCUACUUCUACCUGGCCUUUGAGAACUCACAGCAUACAGACUACAUAACAGAGAAGCUGUGGUACAAUGCCUUUCUGGCUGGCACUGUGCCGGUGGUGUUGGGCCCACCUCGAGCUAACUACGAGGCCUACAUUCCUAAAGACUCCUUCAUCCACGUGGACGACUUUGCCUCCAUUACAGAACUGGCCACUUUCUUAAACGAGUUAGCCUCAGACAAAGAGCGAUACAACUCAUACUUCCGUUGGCGCAGUGAUUAUUAUGUUAAAUUGUUCCAUAGCUGGUCAGAGCAAUUUUGCCAAAUUUGUCAAAUAUAUGAACGCCUGCCACCCAGAAAGAUCUAUGAUGACCUGGAUUCCUGGUCCAAGCAUGAACCAUGAACUUAAUCUAGGACAGCAUUCCUAUAGCUAUGAGAAAAAAACAAGAUAUAGUGUAUGUGGUUUAUUUUUAUUAAAUAUAUAUAAUAAUUUAAAAAUCAAGCCUUUAUUAAUAAAUCAUUAUGACUAAUGCAUUACAAUUUGUUAGUAGACAUUUCACAGAUGUUGAUAAUACUGUUGAUGUUGAUAUUAAUGCUGAUUCUGCCAUUCUACCCGAUUCAUGUAAAUGUUGAUGUGGUUUUCUUUUACAUAGACUAUUUUUGUACAUAUUGAAUUAGUCCAAUUUCUAAAUUUCCAUCUAUUGCAAUGAGUUCAAGAACUGAAACUCAUAACUUUUCCAUAAUUUAGAAACAGUAGAAAAUUGAAAAUGUUGAACAAAGACAAAGUGGCACCUUUCUGUUAUGGUAUUUUGUGAAUAUUUCAACACAGUGGAGAUAUUUGACUUCAUUUGAUGGAACCUAAGAAGCUUUACUGUUGAGAUCAUGCACUUUGGUGUCCCUGUGUGCCAGACCCAUCCAAAACAAACCCAGGAUUGUCAUGACCUGCGUUUACGAUCCUCGUGUGUGCCACGCCCCCUCAUGUGUGCCACGCCCCCUGUUCAACCACGUGUGCUCCCGAUUGUGCCAAGCUGUUUUCCAUCAGUCUGAUAUGUUCUGUGUAUUUAGUGCGCGUCUGAGUCCGUUUUCCCCAGAUCUGUCAUUAAUGUUACUUUGUCGCUGCCCUGUACUUCACUGGUUUCCCCAUAAAUAAGCCCUUGUGUCCUGGAUCUUCGCCUGCCUGCCUCGUCCUUACAAGCUUCCUGCCUGCCUCGUCCUUACCCGCUUCCUGCCUACUCACCGGACAGCGGUCGUAACAGAAUGACGGAUCUCCCUCAAGAUGCACCGCGGCAGAUCGAGGACCAGCGCCUGGGUCUGCUGCAAUAAGUUUUAUACUGGCUCAACCAACCCGAGGUCUGGGAGGACCCCGCAGCCGGAGUGGGACCCUCCUCAGUGGGAUGUCCCCACCCAGAAGCACGGACACAUUUCGUGCUGUCCGUAAAAAUCUCUGGCAGCUCACGGACAUAAUGACAGAGAGGCGGCUCCGGCUGGUCAUGCAGCCUGCCAGGGAGGGUACCGACUGCCUACCUGAAGUUUCUGAGGUGCUUCCAGCUUCACCGCCCCAAAAGAACCGGAGGAAAAAGAAGAAGCGGAAAGAGAGAAGACCAGAAGGAGAGUCCACCAUCUUUCUGGGGUCCGUCUCCAUUGCCGCUUCUUCCCCUGCUGAAUAUCGGGAGGAUGUUCUAUCAAUCAGACACCCAGCGGUGUUCCCCCUAGACGUCGCCACAGCCGCUUCGCGGACUCAGGUGCCCAAAGCCCGCAUUACGGCCACUGAGCUGCCACCGCUAGCAGCAUACCCCUUCCGGGAAGCACGCCUGGAUUUUAAAAGGGCCUGGUCGGUUUGGGAUGCCAUUCCACGGGCUCCACAGGGCUUUAAAAGGGCAACGCCUGCUGCCAUGAUGCAACCCCUGGGUCUGUCUUUAGCAGUUCCUGUCGCGGCCAUCGAUGUUCAGCCCCCUGCGGGGCCUCACUGGCCCAUACCGGAUGUUUCUGACCUGCUCAUACAAGAUGUUCCUGACCUGCUUGACGUGCCUGUCCCGCCUGUCCCGCCUGUGCUUCCUGUGCCUGUCCCACCUGUGCUUCCUGUGCCUGAUCCGCUUGUCCUGGUGGCUGCCGCACCGCCCAGCGAGGCUCCGCCUGAGAACCCUGCGGUGCCCCCUGCUGGUCCCGAGUCGGCGGUUCCUGCGGCGUCGGCGCCCUCCAAGGUUUCUGCAGCAUUGCCUCCCUCCGAGGUUCCUGCUCCACCUGCAGCUCUGCCUGAGGCUCCGCCCGCGCCUGGUGCUCUGGCUCCAGCUCCACCCGAGGUCUCGGCUCCGCCUCCUUUGAUGGAGGGAGAAGAGGACCUAGAAUGGGACCCCUCGGGGAUCUCCUUGAUGGCCCCAAGGUGCCCCUCCAAGGAACUGACUCCUCUGCCCUCACCCCGGCGCGGUCAAUCCCAGCCAGAACCCCACCUAUCGGUGUCCCGGAAAGGGAGAGGACAUAGGCGCAGGGGUCGGGUCCCGCCCACCCUACCCCCCUACUCGCCUGUGGUUCCUCGGGCUCCUGCUUUGCUGUCACCUGCAAGUCCCCCGGCAUCGCCUUGUCGACCACCUGCGGUCCCACCUCCAACGCCUCAUCGGCCCCCUGCGGGUUCGCCCGCUCUGACUCAUCUUUUUUAUUUUUACAAUUUUAGUAAUCCUCAAGAAUUUUUUACUGUCGUCACAAACAAGUUGUUGCAGCUGACAACAGCACACUGGGCUAUGAAAAAUGCAGUAAAACAGCACAGACCGUACACACAGAGUAUUAUUCACCAGACGGGAAACUAUGCAGCAAAAUGGCAGAUGACAAGCUCUGCUAAGUGUAAAUUUUUAAUUUUAUUUUUAUUUAUUUGAAUCUUUAGUAAACUAGCUUCAGAUGAAUCUAUGACUGAUUCAUAUAUUCACCCCACAUAUACAAGUAUGCGACUCCUUGCCAUUUUUGUGACUUUGAAACUGGUUCCACAAGAUUUUUAUUUACCUAUUGAUGUUUUCAAACUUCCUUAUUAAUUUACAUUCAGGAAUUACUUUUCUUUGUUGGAAAGCUGGGAAGCACUACAGGAUCCAAAGAAAUCGAGUGAACACGGGGAUUAUUAGAAAGCGCACAAGAAAGACUGACGUUAGACUUCAUGACAGCCCCCCACAAAGGCGCACAAUCUGGGCGUGCCUAAUGGUAGCGAAGAGAUGAAACCGGAGACACAACGGUACCUAGGGAAACAAAAGCAAAAAUGUCAACGAAGCACAGGGAAUAGGACCGACACACAAAACAGGCACCAGGACACCAACGGACACACCACAGGGAACAGGACCGACACACACAGGGGCACCAGAAACAGGAACACGGGACAACGAUGGGACAACAGCAGGGGACAAACCAACAGGAGGAGGAGCAAAGGAACCAGGUGGGAACAAAGGCACAGAGGGACAAGGAGCAAACACAGGGGGCACAAAGGCAGGGGGCAAGGAGGCAAAGGAUGGGGGGAAACGAGAAGCCAAACUGGAGGAGGCGAGGAGGGAACAGAAGCCGUGGAAAGCGAAGGCACCGUCACAGCAGCGACCGACGAAUUGGAGCCGGAGGACCCACAGGCGACCGAUGAGGCAUCGGAGGUGGGACCACAGCCAUCCAACGAGGCACUGCAGGUGGAACCGAAGGCGACCGCCUAGCCGAAGCCAGGGAGACCGCAGGCGACCGCCGAGCAGGAGCUGGAUGAACCGCAGGUGACCGCCGAGCCAAAGUCAGGGGGAUCAAAGGUGGGCCGGGGGGCAGGGCGGGUGGGACCCGACCCCAACACAGGUGCCCUCUCCCUAUCCGGGGGACCGAGAGAUGGGGACCUGGCCGGGAUCUGCCACGCUGGCGUGGUGGCUGGGGUGAUGCACCGGAGGGGUUCAGUGGGGCCAUCAGGGAAAUCCCCGAGGAUGGGAGUCGGGGGCACAGGAGUGGAACUGGGGGGACUGGAGCCGGAGGGUCAGGAACCAGGGGGGCUGGAGCAGAAACCAUCGGAGCAGGAACCACGGGGGGCAGAGCCCCUGGAGCAGGAACCUCCAGGACAGGAACCACAAGCUUGGAUGUGGGCGCCACCUCAGGGGAAGGAGCAGCAGGGACCUCAGGUGCAGCGGUAUCUCCUGAUGAGGAAGCUUGCUCCUUCUUCCUGAAGCGGAGCAGCUUCCUCAGCGUUUCCUCUGCUCUCUCCAGCAGAUAAUGUGCAGUCAUUAUCUGUUAAUGCCUCAAAAUGCAUGUAACCAUGGAACCAUGGAGAAGGCUGUCUCUGCUUGAAUAUUUCACUCUUCUGAGGCCUUCCAAUGCGUUGAUGGCCCUGGAAAUUGAAACAUGAUUCUGAAAGAGAAAAGGUAAGGAGCUGGGCAAGGAGAGAAAAAUAUAGAUCAUGACGAUCAAACAAAAAGUAAACAUGCAAUCAAGCUUUGUAUUAUGCACAUUCAUACGAUUUUCUUCACAUCAAAGAGAUAUUGCGUAAUGGACUGUGCAGCUGAAUGAACCAUUGUUUUUCUGUUAAGGUGCAUGGGCAAGGCCACUCACACCCAACAUUGUGGCUUCGGCUUCCAAGCCGCCUCACGCCUCCUCCCGGCCGAGCAGCACUGUCUCAUUGCCCCAUACUGCUGCCUUGGCCAGACACGUCUGGCAGUCGGCUUCUUAAUUUAUUCCAUGACUGUAUUUCUUAUUGUUUAACAAAUUAUGAUUGUGUAUGAGACAAAUAAACACUUGAAACUUG
Molecule: messenger RNA, 5758 nt
Organism: Paramormyrops kingsleyae
Lineage: Eukaryota; Metazoa; Chordata; Actinopteri; Osteoglossiformes; Mormyridae
Source: RefSeq, a predicted model, not a curated record